This is a messenger RNA of Brugia malayi, 1050 nucleotides long. RefSeq lists its product as uncharacterized. The record is from RefSeq and is a predicted model, not a curated record. Gene Ontology annotation, biological process: protein dephosphorylation. Gene Ontology annotation, molecular function: protein tyrosine phosphatase activity. NCBI's taxonomy places the organism in Eukaryota, Metazoa, Nematoda, Chromadorea, Rhabditida, Onchocercidae. The transcript is spliced from 8 exons. Bases 1 to 1050 code for a protein of 349 amino acids.
AUGGUAAAACGCAAGAAGUCCAAAGGGAAGAAAAGCAAAAGAGAGAGCACAGUGGAGGAACUAGUGACGAUGGCCACGGUAGAAGAUGAUGAAGGAGUGGUUAUACCGACAAGACCGAAGAAAAAAUCAGGCUCUGAUCAAGCACUGGAAAAAUUUGCGCUUGCUACUGUUGCUAAAAAAAUAGACGGUUUGCGAGCAGAGUUUGCAACAUUGAAAACAUUUGUGCCGACAGCAACUUCACAAGCAGCAUUUGAUCGGAAUAAGGAUUGCAACCGAUACAACAAUAUUAUUUGCUAUGAUCACACAAGAGUUGUACUAAAAUUCAAUGUGCCUCCAGAUAGGGAUUAUAUUCAUGCUAAUUAUGUUCGGACAUCACUCUGCAAUCUUCCCAACAAUUUUAUUUGUACACAGGGCCCAAUGGAUUCGACAGUGAAUGAUUUUUGGCGGUUGGUGUGGCAAGAGAAACCAAAAACUAUCGUUAUGUUGUGUAAAGUGAUAGAAUGCGGUAAGCAAAAAUGCUCCCAAUAUUUUCCAUUGAAUCAGGGUGAAACAAAGCAAUACGGAAAGAUUAUUGUAAAAAACGUCCGGAAAACUUCAUCACCUUCAGAAAAGGUUUUUGAAGCAAUUCAAAUGAACAUCAACGUGAAGGGAAAUCCAGCAAUUGUAUUAACCCUAUUUAAAUGGUUAGACUGGCCAGACUUUGGAGUGCCAACAUCUGGAAUGGGAAUGUUGCGAAUCCUGCGACAAAUUCGAGAUCAACCUCGAAGCACAGCAAUUAUUCAUUGUUCGGCAGGUGUCGGAAGAUCGGGGACAAUCAUUGCAUGCGAGAUCUGCUUGAAGAUCCUUCUUGAAGGGAAGGAUCUCAAUGUGCUGGAUGUCAUAAAAGAAAUACGAACACAGCGAGCUGGUGCUGUGCAAACAGAAGGCCAAUAUGUAUAUUUGCAUAGGACACUGUGCGAGUAUAUAAAUGCUAAAAAAAUUGCGAAAGAAAAGAUCGCGGAAUUCUUUACGUCCUAUUUGGCUUAUGCAAGCAGUUGUAAAGGAGAAUAA